AUGGACUCCAAGGAACAGCUUCGGGAUGCCGAGUCUUUCAAAAGACUCGCCUUUACGGCCAUCGCCAUCUCCACUGUGGCCACAUUGACCGCCAUCAUCGUGGUCCCCAUGUUGUACAACUAUAUGCAGCAUGUUCAAUCUAGCUUGGAUGAGGAGUUGGAGUUCUGUACUCACAGAUCUAACGGUCUCUGGGAACAGUACAAGGUUCUUUAUGGAGAGCACGCUGUUCGUGCUAAGCGCGAAGCUACAUUGCGCCGUAUUCCUCAACACCGCAACUUCCGCGGCCGUCGUGGUAUGAAGAGAACCCGCCAAGCUUAUGGCGGAGACUCUGGAUAUGGCGCUGCUCCCGCUCCAGCCCCUGUCCACUCUUACGGAGGCUCGGCCAACGUUGGCAGCUACAACCAAGGAGUUAGCGGAGGAUCUUCGGUUGGUGGAGGUUCAUGCUCUUGCGGUGUUGGCCAAGCUGGGCCACCAGGACCACCAGGCCAAGACGGAAAUGAUGGACAUGAUGGAAGCCCAGGUCAGGACGGUCACCCCGGUCCAGACGCCCCAGCCGGUCACAUCCCAUCUGCCGCUGACUUCUGCUUCGACUGCCCUGCAGGCCCAGCUGGACCAGCUGGAGGACCAGGACCAAAGGGCCCCAACGGACAGCCAGGACAGCCCGGUCCAGACGGACAGCCCGGAAACCCAGGAACUCAAGGACCACCUGGCCCAGCCGGACCACCCGGAAACAACGGACAACCCGGAAAUGCUGGACCACCAGGACAACCAGGGCAAGUUCACGAUGUCCCAGGCACUCCAGGCCCACCUGGCCCAGCCGGACCACCCGGUCAGCCAGGUCAACCUGGUCAACCAGGUGCCCCAGGAAGCUCUUCCCCAGGCCCACAAGGACCACCUGGAGAUGCUGGAGCUCCAGGAUCCCCAGGACAGCCAGGAGGCCCAGGACAAGCUGGUCCCGAUGGAGAGGCCGGAAACGGGGGUGGCUGCGACCACUGCCCACCACCACGUACCGCCCCUGGAUACUAA
This is a messenger RNA of Bursaphelenchus xylophilus (pine wood nematode), 1026 nucleotides long. Lineage: Eukaryota; Metazoa; Nematoda; Chromadorea; Rhabditida; Aphelenchoididae. The record is from the annotation of a GenBank genome assembly.